CCCCAGUCACCGAGCGAGAGGGAAGAAACAAGAUGGCGGCUGAAGGCGAUCCGGAGUGGGGCCCCAGCAAUUCGGACUGAGCCUUCUCCCUCCACCCGCUUCCGCCGGCCGGGCCCCUCCCGCCCGGCCCCGCCGGCCUCCCCACCCGGCCCCGGCGCCCCCCACCGCCCCCACCCCGCGCCCGCCCCUCCCCCCUCCGCUUUCCCUUCUCCCCCCCGCGCCUCGGCUCCGACAUGAGGGGCCGGCGGGGCAGGCCGCCCAAGCAGCCCGCGGCUCCCGCUGCGGAGCGCUGCGCCCCGGCCCCGCCGCCGCCGCCGCCGCCGCCGCCCACGUCCGGACCCAUCGGGGGGCUCCGCUCGCGGCACCGCGGCAGCAGCCGGGGCAGGUGGGCCGCCGCCCAGGCUGAGGUGGCGCCCAAGACGCGGCUGAGCUCGCCCCGGGGGGGCAGCAGUAGCCGGAGGAAGCCGCCGCCGCCGCCGCCCCCCCCCAGCACCAGCGCCCCGGGCCGGGGGGGGCGAGGAGGCGGGGGCGGCAGGACGGGGGGCGGGGGCGGCGGCGGCCACCUGGCCCGGACCACCCCGGCCCGGAGGGCGGUCAACAAAGUGGUGUACGAUGACCACGAGAGCGAGGAGGAGGAGGAGGAGGAGGACAUGGUCUCUGAGGAAGAGGAGGAGGAGGAGGAGGACGGCGACGCCGAGGAGACCCAGGAUUCGGAGGACGACGAGGAAGAUGAGAUGGAGGAGGACGACGAUGACUCCGAUUAUCCGGAGGAGAUGGAAGACGACGACGACGACGCCAGUUACUGCACGGAGAGCAGCUUCAGGAGCCAUAGCACCUACAGCAGCACUCCAGGUAGGCGGAAACCAAGAGCACACCGGCCCCGUUCUCCAAUAUUGGAAGAAAAAGAUAUCCCGCCCCUUGAAUUUCCCAAGUCCUCUGAGGAUUUAAUGGUGCCUAAUGAGCAUAUAAUGAAUGUUAUUGCCAUUUACGAGGUACUGCGGAACUUUGGCACUGUGCUAAGGUUGUCUCCUUUUCGCUUUGAGGACUUCUGUGCAGCCCUGGUGAGCCAAGAGCAGUGCACGCUCAUGGCUGAGAUGCACGUCGUGCUUCUGAAAGCAGUUCUGCGUGAAGAAGACACUUCCAACACCACCUUUGGGCCUGCUGACCUGAAAGACAGUGUGAAUUCCACGCUGUAUUUCAUAGACGGGAUGACGUGGCCUGAGGUGCUGCGGGUGUACUGUGAGAGCGAUAAGGAGUACCAUCACGUGCUUCCCUACCAGGAGGCGGAGGACUACCCCUACGGACCAGUCGAGAACAAGAUCAAAGUCCUGCAGUUCUUAGUUGACCAGUUUCUUACGACAAAUAUUGCUCGGGAGGAACUGAUGUCUGAAGGAGUGAUCCAGUAUGAUGACCAUUGUAGGGUUUGCCACAAACUUGGGGAUUUGCUCUGCUGCGAGACGUGCUCUGCAGUAUACCAUUUGGAAUGCGUGAAGCCGCCUCUUGAGGAGGUGCCAGAGGACGAGUGGCAGUGUGAAGUCUGUGUAGCACACAAGGUGCCUGGUGUGACUGACUGUGUUGCUGAAAUCCAAAAAAACAAACCGUACAUUCGACAUGAGCCCAUUGGAUAUGACCGCAGUCGGAGGAAAUACUGGUUCUUAAACCGAAGACUCAUAAUAGAAGAAGACACAGAAAAUGAAAAUGAAAAGAAAAUUUGGUACUACAGUACAAAGGUUCAGCUCGCAGAAUUAAUCGACUCUCUAGACAAAGAUUAUUGGGAAGCAGAACUUUGCAAAAUUCUAGAAGAAAUGCGUGAGGAAAUCCAUCGGCACAUGGACAUAACUGAAGAUCUGACCAAUAAGGCUCGGGGCAGUAACAAAUCCUUUCUGGCGGCAGCUAAUGAAGAAAUUUUGGAAUCCAUAAGAGCCAAAAAGGGAGAAGCUGAUGAUGUUAAAAGCCCAGAAGAAAUUGAAAAAGACAAGAAUGAGACUGAGAAUAGUAAUUGUAAAGAUGCUGAGAGAAGCAGAGAAGAGGCUGACGACCAGUCCCUUGACAGAGACAAUGACAGCAAGAUGCCGGACGCUCCUGAGCAAGGAAAACCUGAGGAGCCAACAGAAGUUGGGGAUAAAGGUAACUCUGUGUCAGCAAAUCUUGGCGACAACACAACAAAUGCUUCUUCAGAAGAGACUAGUCCCUGUGAAGGGAGGAGCCCCCUGGGCUGUCUCCCAGAAACCCAUGAUAGCAGCAACAUGGCAGAGAAGAAGGUGGCCUCUGAGCUCCCCCACGAUGUGCCAGAAGAACCUAACAAGACAUGUGACAGCAGUAACACUAGUGCUACCACUACCUCCAUCCAGCCUAAUCUGGAAAACAGUAACAGCAGCAGUGAACUAAAUUCUUCCCAGAGUGAAUCUGCUCAGGCAGCUGAUGAUCCUGAAAAUGGAGAAAGAGAAUCCCAUACACCUGUCUCUAUUCAAGAAGAGAUAGGUGACUUCAAAUUGGAGAAGUCUAACGGGGAGCUCAGUGAGUCUCCUGGAGCUGGAAGAGGAGCAUCUGGCUCAACUCGCAUCAUCACCAGAUUGCGGAACCCAGAUAGCAAGCUUAGUCAGCUGAAGAGCCAGCAGGUGGCAGCCGCAGCUCAUGAGGCAAAUAAAUUAUUUAAGGAGGGCAAAGAGGUACUUGUAGUUAACUCUCAAGGAGAAAUUUCUCGGUUGAGCACCAAAAAAGAAGUGGUCAUGAAAGGAAAUAUCAACAAUUAUUUUAAACUGGGUCAAGAAGGGAAGUAUCGCGUCUACCACAAUCAGUACUCCACCAAUUCGUUUGCUUUGAAUAAACACCAGCACAGAGAAGAUCAUGACAAGAGAAGGCAUCUUGCACAUAAGUUCUGUCUGACUCCAGCAGGAGAGUUCAAGUGGAAUGGCUCUGUCCAUGGGUCCAAAGUCCUCACCAUAUCUACCCUGAGAUUGACUAUCACCCAGUUAGAAAACAACAUCCCUUCUUCCUUUCUUCACCCCAACUGGGCUUCACACAGGGCAAAUUGGAUCAAGGCAGUUCAGAUGUGUAGCAAACCCAGAGAGUUUGCACUGGCAUUAGCCAUUUUGGAGUGUGCAGUUAAACCUGUUGUAAUGCUACCAAUAUGGCGGGAGUCUUUAGGGCAUACCAGAUUGCACAGGAUGACAUCAAUUGAAAGAGAAGAAAAGGAAAAAGUCAAAAAAAAGGAGAAAAAACAAGAAGAGGAAGAAACAAUGCAGCAGGCCACAUGGGUAAAAUACACAUUUCCAGUUAAACAUCAGGUUUGGAAGCAAAAAGGAGAAGAAUACAGAGUGACAGGAUAUGGUGGUUGGAGCUGGAUUAGUAAAACUCAUGUGUAUAGGUUUGUUCCUAAACUGCCAGGCAAUACCAAUGUGAAUUACAGAAAGUCAGUAGAAGGAACCAAUAAUAGUAUGGAUGAAAAUAUGGAUGAGUCAGAUAAAAGGAAAAGUCCACGGAGUCCCAAAAAAAUAAAAACAGAACCUGAUUCUGCGAAAGGUGAGGUGAAAGAUUCAGACUCUGCACAAGGAGCAGCCCAGAGUGAGAUGGACGUCUCCAGGAGUGCCGAGAAGGACCAAGAUGUAAAAGAACUUUUAGAUUCUGACCAUAAUAAAUCCUUCAAGGAAGAACCAAUGGAAAUAGAUGAUGAUGUGAAAACAGAAUCCCAUGUAAAUUGUCAGGAAAGUUCUCCAGUAGAUGUGGUCAAUGUCAGUGAGGGUUUUCAUCUAAGGACUAGUUACAAAAAGAAAGCAAAGUCAUCUAAACUAGACGGACUUCUUGAAAGGAGAAUUAAACAAUUUACACUGGAAGAAAAACAGCGCCUUGAAAAAAUGAAGUUGGAGGGUGGAAUUAAAAGUGUGGGGAAAUCGCCUACAAGUUCUUUGAAAAGUCUUUCUGAAUCACCAGUAACAACAACAAAAGAAGGGUGUCAGAGUGACUUGGUUAGGCAGGAGCAAAGCCCCCAUGCAAGUAAUGAGAAAUCUGAGGACUUGACUCAGGGAUGUUCAGAAAGUGAUUCCUCGGUCCUUGAAACUGGUGAUCCUGGUCACACCACAAACAAACUUUACCCAAAAGAGCAAGCGUUAGCUGAUGUCUCCAUACAGAGCCCAGGGACAGACUGUCAGAAACAGAAUUCUGUUGAAAAUGACAUAGACGAGAGUCUCCCGGAAGCUGCCAGUAAGGGGCAGGAACCCAGUAAGAUCAAAACCAAAGGAAGUGGUUUUUUCAUUGAUGACGCUAAAUUAGUCAGUGCAAAUUACGUUGGUACCUUGGUUUGUAAGAACAAAAAAGCUCUCUUGCAGGAGGAUAAUGACGCCGUUUCUCCUUCCAAGAGCGGUUUACUUCCCUCAGCGCCCAGAAGCACAAAAGCCGUGGACUUGGAAGGAAAGUUGGGCUGUGACUCGGAAUGUAGUAGCACUUUGGAAAAUAGUUCUGAUACUAUGUCUGUUCAGGAUAGCAUUGAGGAAGACAUGGUUGUUCAGAAUAGCAAAGAAGGUAUUUCUGAACAGUUCAGAACUCAAGAACAAGGUGUGGAAGGCUUGGAGCCAUUGCAGUGUCAGUUUGUUUCUGGUAAGUCCCCUGGAAACGGUGAUGACAGGCUGCAGGAUAAGGUCACUGAAGCUAAUGGUAAAAAAACAAGUCAGCAGAAAAAGUUAGAGGAGAGACCAGUUAAUAAAUAUAUUGAUCAACUAAAUCUCAAAAACACCACUGACAAAAAGAAUAAUGAAAACAAAGAGUCUGAAAAGAAAGGACAGAAGGCAGGCGCUCUUCAGGUAAAUGGAAAAGAUAAAGCAAAAGUGCAUUUGAAAAGUGAAUGUUUGAAAGAUCUCUCUGAGAGCAAACUAGUGAGUGGUAAUGUUGAACCAAAGGUUAAUAAUAUAAAUAAAACAAUCCCUGAAAAUGACAUUAAGUCUUUGACUGUUAAAGAAUCUGCUGUAAAGCCAUUCAUUAAUGGUGAUGUCAUCAUGGAAGAUUUUAAUGAAAAAAUCAACUCAGAAACAAAAUCACGGUCGCCAAGUUCUUCUGAUGCUGAAGGUAACUACCAAGAAAGCUUGGGGACCCUGCCGUCAACCAAAGAAUGUGACAGUACGCAGACUGCCACACCUCCACCAUCUUACUCAGAAAAUACUUCAGCAAAUCAGAUGGAAGAUAUGGAAGUUGAAACCUCCGAAGUUAAGAAGGCUACUCCAUCACCCAUGACUUCUGGAGAGGAAUCUAAUCUCAGUAAUGACUUUGUUGAUGGAAACGUCAAUGGAGACUCUCAAAGAAAAACCGUCAUCACAGAAGUGACCACGAUGACAUCCACAGUGGCCACAGAAUCAAAAACUGUCAUCCAAGUAGCAAAAGGCGAUAAGCAAACUGUGGUCUCUUCCACAGAGAAUUGUGCCAAGUCCACUGUCACGACCACGACGACAACUGUGACAAAGCUUUCCACACCCUCCACAGGCAGCAGCGUGGACAUCAUCUCUGUAAAGGAGCAGAGCAAAACUGUGGUCACCACGACAGUGACAGACUCCCUGACCACUGCAGGAGGCACACUGGUAACGUCCAUGACUGUGAGCAAAGAGUACUCCACAAGAGACAAAGUGAAACUGAUGAAAUUUUCAAGACCCAAGAAGACGCGUUCAGGUACAGCUCUGCCAUCCUAUAGAAAGUUUGUUACCAAGAGCAGCAAGAAGAGCAUAUUUGUUUUGCCUAAUGAUGACUUAAAAAAGUUGGCCAGAAAAGGAGGAAUCCGAGAAGUCCCUUAUUUUAAUUACAAUGCAAAACCUGCCUUGGAUAUUUGGCCAUACCCUUCUCCUAGACCAACCUUUGGUAUCACUUGGAGGUAUAGACUUCAGACUGUGAAGUCCUUAGCUGGAGUGAGCCUGAUGUUACGGUUACUGUGGGCAAGCUUGAGAUGGGAUGACAUGGCAGCCAAGGCUCCUCCAGGGGGAGGGACUACCCGGACAGAAACUUCUGAAACUGAAAUCACAACAACAGAAAUAAUUAAGAGGCGAGAUGUUGGUCCGUAUGGCAUUCGGUCUGAAUAUUGUGUCAGGAAAAUCAUUUGCCCCAUUGGAGUUCCUGAAGCACCCAAAGAAACACCUACACCUCAGAGGAAAGGGCUUCGGUCUAGUGCAUUGCGGCCAAAGAGACCAGAGACACCCAAGCAAACAGGCCCUGUCAUUAUUGAAACCUGGGUGGCAGAGGAAGAGUUGGAGUUAUGGGAGAUCAGGGCCUUUGCUGAGAGAGUGGAGAAAGAGAAAGCACAAGCAGUUGAGCAGCAGGCUAAGAAACGUUUGGAGCAGCAGAAACCUACCGUCAUUGCUGCUGCCAGCACUUCCCCAGCAAACAGUACGACCAGUACCAUCUCUCCAGCCCAGAAAGUCAUGGUGGCUCCCAUAAGUGGCUCAGUCACCACUGGAACUAAAAUGGUACUGACUACUAAGGUUGGAUCUCCAGCUACUGUAACAUUCCAGCAGAACAAGAACUUCCAUCAGACCUUUGCUACCUGGGUUAAGCAAGGCCAGUCUAAUUCAGGCGUUGUUCAAGUGCAGCAGAAGGUCCUGGGUAUCAUCCCGUCGAGCACGGGGGCGAGUCAACAGACCUUCACUUCGUUCCAGCCCCGGGCAGCCACCGUCACCAUCAGGCCCAACACCUCCGGCUCUGCGGGAGCCACGGGCACGUCCCAGGUAAUCACAGGGCCUCAGAUCCGCCCCGGAAUGACGGUGAUCAGGACCCCACUGCAGCAGUCAACACUAGGGAAAGCGAUUAUCCGGACACCUGUGAUGGUCCAGCCAGGUGCUCCGCAGCAGGUGGUGACGCAGAUCAUCAGGGGCCAGCCCGUUUCCACCGCAGUCUCUGCCCCCAGCACGGUCUCCUCGACGCCUGGGCCGAAGACCUUAACCUCAGGAGCGUCCACUGCCAGUGUACAGUCUACAGCCUCCCCGGCCCCUCGCCCCCAGCAAGGACAGGUGAAGCUUACCAUGGCUCAGCUCACCCAGUUAACACAGGGCCAUGGUGGCAAUCAAGGUUUGACAGUAGUAAUUCAAGGACAAGGUCAAACUACGGGACAGCUGCAGCUGAUACCUCAAGGGGUGACUGUCCUCCCCGGCCCAGGACAGCAGCUCAUGCAAGCUGCCAUGCCCAAUGGGACCGUCCAGCGAUUCCUCUUUACCCCUCUGGCAACGACAGCCACGACGGCCAGUACCACCACCACCACCACUGUUUCCACCACAGCAGCAGGUACAGGUGAACAAAAACAGAGUAAAUUAUCACCCCAGACCCAGGUGCAGCAAGCCCAAACCCUGCCACCAUCUCAGUCACCAAGUGUGAGUCCUGCAGGAGCCCAGCCACAGACUGCUCCGCCUCCAGCUCAGCCCCCGCCCCCGCCCCCGCCCCAGUCCCCCGCUCAGCCUGAGGUUCAGGCUCAGCCUGAAGUUCAGACCCAAACAACUGUUGCGUCCCAGGUCCCUUCUGAAGCACAGCCCACCCAAGCACAGUCAUCCCAACCCCAAGGGACAGCACAGUGUCCGCCUCCGAGUACUGUCCAAGGACAGUCUCCUGUUCGUGUCCAGAGUCCACCACAGACUCGAGUACGUCCAUCAACUCCAUCCCAGGUGUCUCCUGGACAGCAGCCCCAGGUUCAGACUCCAACCUCACAACCGAUUCCAAUUCAACCACAUACAUCUCUUCAGAUACCUUCCCAAGGCCAGCCACAGUCACAGCCCCAGGUACAGUCUUCAACUCCAACUCUUUCAUCAGCACAAGCGUUAAAUCAAGUUACUGUCUCAUCCCCAUCCCGCCCUCAGCUGCAGAUACCGCAGCCACAGCCCCAAGUCCUUGCUGUGCCGCCUCCGCAGCAGCAGGUGCAGGUGGUGGCUCAGAUACAGGCUCAGCAAGGUGGUGUGCCCCAGCAGAUCAAACUCCAGUUACCUGUUCAAGUUCAGCCGAGCACCGCUGUGCAGGCUCACCACAUUCAGAAUGUGGUGACAGUGCAGGCAGCCAGUGUGCAAGAGCAGUUGCAAAGGGUUCAGCAACUCAGGGAUCAGCAGCAAAAGAAGAAACAGCAACAGAUAGAAAUUAAGCGGGAACACACCCUCCAAGCUUCUAACCAAAGUGAAAUCAUUCAGAAACAGGUGGUGAUGAAGCAUAAUGCUGUCAUAGAACAUUUAAAACAGAAAAAGACCAUGACUCCAGCUGAAAGAGAAGAGAAUCAAAGAAUGAUUGUGUGUAACCAGGUGAUGAAGUACAUUUUGGAUAAGAUAGAUAAAGAAGAAAAACAGGCAGCAAAAAAGCGGAAGCGCGAGGAGAGCGUGGAACAGAAACGUAGCAAACAGAACGCCACCAAGCUCUCAGCUCUGCUCUUCAAACACAAAGAGCAGCUCAAAGCCGAGAUUCUGAAAAAGAGAGCGCUCCUGGACAAGGAUCUCCAGAUCGAAGUGCAGGAAGAGCUGAAGAGAGACCUGAAAAUUAAGAAAGAGAAGGACGUGAUGCAGGCAGUGCAGGCCACUGCGGUAGCUGCACCCCCAGCCCCAGUGGCAGCAGCUCCACCAGCCCCUCCGCCUUCGCCUCCCCCUGCACCCAGCCUGCAGCACCCAGGCCUCCUGUCCACGCCUACCUUACCUGCAGCUUCCCAGAAGAGGAAGCGGGAAGAGGAGAAAGACUCAGGCUCAAAGUCCAAGAAGAAGAAAAUGAUCUCUACUACCUCAAAGGAAACUAAGAAGGACACAAAGCUUUACUGUAUCUGUAAAACGCCUUACGAUGAGUCUAAAUUUUAUAUUGGCUGUGAUCGGUGUCAGAACUGGUACCAUGGGCGCUGCGUGGGCAUCUUGCAGAGUGAGGCAGAGCUCAUUGAUGAGUAUGUCUGUCCACAGUGCCAGUCGACAGAGGAUGCCAUGACAGUGCUCACGCCACUCACCGAGAAGGACUAUGAGGGCUUGAAAAGGGUGCUGCGCUCCUUACAGGCCCAUAAGAUGGCCUGGCCUUUCCUGGAACCAGUGGACCCUAAUGAUGCACCUGAUUAUUACGGUGUCAUUAAGGAACCUAUGGACCUUGCCACCAUGGAAGAAAGAAUACAAAGACGAUAUUAUGAAAAGCUGACGGAAUUUGUGGCGGAUAUGACCAAAAUUUUUGAUAACUGCCGUUACUACAAUCCCAGUGACUCCCCUUUUUACCAGUGUGCAGAGGUUCUUGAGUCAUUCUUUGUACAGAAACUGAAAGGAUUCAAGGCCAGCAGGUCUCAUAACAACAAACUGCAGUCUACAGCUUCUUAAAGUUCAGCGUGUUAAUCUAACAUAAAACACAGCAAGAGUCUGGUUGUCUGAACUAUUUUAAAUUAAGGAGCCAGAUGUUUUUAGUCAGGUUAUCCUGACAAGACGUGACCUAUACUUCGUUUUUAUUGGUCCUAACAGUCCAGUUAUAUUCUUGGCCAAUUUUGUCCAACGGACAAGGGAAAAAGCAAAGUCAACGACACCAUUAUCUUGUCAAGAUCAAAUGGUUUUACUAUUGUGGCAGAAGCGGGAAAACUUUGUUUAUUUGAAAAAAAAAAAAAAAGAAAGCAAGAAAAAAAGAUACUAUGGGGUCAAGUGUAACUCCAUGGAAGUGCCACGUCUGCUCUUCAGUGAAGAAGCUGGUUUAGAGUCUCACAGGAAACUUUUGACUGUAUUUAUUUAUUGUUGCAAAAAAGACGCUUUUUUAUUGCUGCCCUCAUUUGUCAGCUAAUUAUUUUUUCUUAAAAAAUCCAGCCCCGGUUACAUGUAAUCCAUCCUGUAUCGUAUCAUGAUUCCUGUAGGUAAAAGUACAAGACGACCUCUAGAUGUCUUUUCUUUCUAUGAAAGGAGCUGCUAUGUACACAUGUGCACACACACACAACUGGGAAUCAACAAUGAGUUUAUUGUUCAUGGGAGAUAAAAGUUAAGCUUGCGUAAAGGUUGGGCUAAGCGGUCCUGGACUACAGACUCUGUUGCCUUGAAUAUACCAGUACCAUUUGUCAUUCACUCUGCACCAGGCUAAAAUGAGUAAAAUCUAUUUGAAGGUAUCUUGUUUGUAAACAUUUGUCAGAUUCUAAUUUUUUCUUUUUGUAUUAAAAUUCAACUAUGGAUGUAUAUGAAACAAAAUAAAUGGAGAUCCUUUUUCUCCCACAGCUGGAGGUGUCUGAGUGUGCGCUAAUGCUUCUCUGUAAGCCUUUGUGGGGAGGGGGCCGCAGGUGGAGAGAGGCAGGAGCACCCACUGGCCCUGGGCUUCUCAGGACAGUGGCUGCCUUCAUCUUUCAUUCCCAGUCCAUCGUCCUCACGGCAGAGAAGACCGUGCGGGGGUGCUCAUCCUGUCGCAUCACUGCUCAUGCUGACCGUCACGGUAAUGUGACAGAACGCGCAUCGCCUUCAUCUCCAUCCUGUGCCGCCACACAGCCACUUAGAUGUCAGGAAGGACAUGUUUCAGACGUCCUCCUCUUUCUAUUUUCUGUUUGUUGGUUGAGUUUGUGGUUUGUUUCUUUGUUCCACAAAAGGACAAGUAGUGUCAGCAGUAGGGAAAAGCACGGGCACAGCAGAGGAACAGCAGUGGGUUCUGCAUGUCUUUCCUUGCAGUGUUCUGACUCGGCGCUGUACUACCGCACUGUAGCAGUAGCCUCUGUGGAAUCCUCCAUAGUUGGAUUAUGCAGCUUUGCAGAACUUUACCUAGAUUUUGCACUGAUUCAUGUUAGCUCUGUCCUGUCGAAUUCCAGGAUUGAUCAGAUCAUUGUUUUUAAAAGUUUCCUUCUGUUUAAUGUUGCCCUGCUAUGCAAAAUCUUUCUAGGACCAUAGUUUCUUAAAAGUUAAUGACGUUGCUACAGUUCCCGAUUCUUUCUUACGAUUACAGGCUCAGGUGUACAGGUUAUUCUGGGUUAAUUUUAUCUAACGAUGCCCAUUCCUUUUUGUACAUAAAGAUAUCACUUAAAUCUAUGCUUACAAACUAAAGAGACUAAUUGCUCAAUAUGAACACAUAGAAGCAAAGUUUUUGCUUAAAAUCUUAAAGUGGAAUUAAAGAUAGGUUAUUUUGUCCUUUUCAUUUUUAAAAGUUGUUACUUAUUGUAUGCACUGUGCUGAUGCAAGAAUUCUACAUUUUAAUGAAUUAUAAAAUUAUUCUGCAUCUCAUCACGUCACAGUAUUUCUGUACUAUUUAUUCAUAUAUAUAUAAAUAUAUAUGGGCUUAAUAAUUGAAAACUUGUUGCGGCAAGGACUUUCCUACCUGUAGGCAAUAGAUUGCUAUGUUUUUAACAAAUUGUUGCAAAUUCUAAACAGCAAUUCUUUUUGUACGUAAUAGGACAUUUCAUCCUAGCAAAAAUAAAGUAAUGUUUUUGACAUUG
Oryctolagus cuniculus (rabbit) is the source of this 11350-nucleotide messenger RNA. RefSeq names its product bromodomain PHD finger transcription factor (gene BPTF). Lineage: Eukaryota; Metazoa; Chordata; Mammalia; Lagomorpha; Leporidae. Gene Ontology annotation, biological process: regulation of transcription by RNA polymerase II. The record is from RefSeq and is a predicted model, not a curated record. Gene Ontology annotation, cellular component: NURF complex. Gene Ontology annotation, molecular function: RNA polymerase II cis-regulatory region sequence-specific DNA binding.